Messenger RNA from Vairimorpha ceranae, 525 nucleotides. RefSeq names its product signal peptidase complex catalytic subunit sec11c. Gene Ontology annotation, molecular function: serine-type endopeptidase activity. The transcript has a single exon. The record is from RefSeq and is a predicted model, not a curated record. Bases 1 to 525 code for a protein of 174 amino acids. Lineage: Eukaryota; Fungi; Microsporidia; Nosematidae. Gene Ontology annotation, cellular component: signal peptidase complex; membrane.
AUGGAUCUACUAUUUAACACUAAGGAUAUUGCAGCUUUUACAAGAAUGGGACCCCGACAAAUACUCAAGCAGUUUAUAAAUGCAAGCUAUGCUAUUAUUGGUACGUACAUGCUAUGGAAAUUUAUUUCUUUAUUACUAAACAAUGAUAGUCCUAUUGUUGUAGUUUUAAGUGAAAGUAUGAGCCCUGGAUUUGAAAGGGGAGACAUUUUAUGGCUUAGACCUAAAGUAUUUGAAGUGGGUGACAUGACUGUAUUUCAAGUAUAUAAAAACACGAUACCAAUAGUUCAUCGUUGCAUUAAGAAGUUUGGUAAUAAAACACUUACUAAAGGAGAUAAUAACAGGGUCGAUGAUGUAGGAUUGUACAGACCUAAUCAAUAUUAUCUUGAGCCUGAAGAUAUUAAAUCAUGUGUAAUAGCUUAUAUACCAUAUUUCGGAAUGAUGACAAUCUGGGUGAACACAAUACCUGCUAUUAGGUUUAUUGUAUUGGGCAUAAUAGGUUUGAGUGUUUUCUUUACAAGACAGUAG